Messenger RNA from Thunnus maccoyii (southern bluefin tuna), 1968 nucleotides. RefSeq names its product catechol-O-methyltransferase b (gene comtb). The record is from RefSeq and is a predicted model, not a curated record. The transcript has 6 exons. Gene Ontology annotation, molecular function: magnesium ion binding; catechol O-methyltransferase activity. Gene Ontology annotation, biological process: catecholamine catabolic process; developmental process; dopamine metabolic process. Lineage: Eukaryota; Metazoa; Chordata; Actinopteri; Scombriformes; Scombridae. The coding region runs from base 1004 to 1798 and encodes 264 amino acids.
ACCCUUUAAAAAUGCAGGAGGGUUUUUUGUGCCUAACAAGUGUUUGCCCCUGUGUUGCUCAAGGGAGAACAAGACUCCAUCUGGUUUUAAUUUCGCUUUGGACUGUACUGUUUGUGCACUCUUACUACAAUGAAAUAUUGUGGAGACCCACCAAAUGUUAGAUUUAGUAACAAAAAAACUGACAUUGCUGUGAUACUCUUCAGUCAUGACAUUUUCAAAACUAAUGAUUUGUUAUAUCUUCAAUAAUGAACAAGUUUUGGGGAUUUUAAAUAACCUGCAUAUUCUUGUUCUCCUUCCUAUUCUUUUAUUUGAGAGCCUUUGAUGUUAUUUGCACAGAGAGUGAAUUUGGUUUGUAUGCACAGGAUGUAACUUUGUAUUAUGCAAUUGUGUAUUUCCUUCAAGUGUCCCUACACAUCCCUUCAAUCAUUUCUACAUUUGGAGGUGAUUAAAGAUGUAUGUGUGUGUGCCAGGAAGCCCUGCAAGGAAUACUCUGCGUUUCUCUUUCUGGGCCUCUUGGUUAUGUAUAUGCUAGGAGGAAGCCAAAGUAAAGGUUAAAGUCCCAGUGCUCUGCCUUUUGUGACACAGCUCUUAACCCCCAGCCAGUUGCCAUGCAACUCAAACUCCAAAUCAAAAGGAAUUACCUCAACUACCAUUGGUCUUUCACAGUUGCAUUAUUACUGCAAGGUGAAUCCGUUUCCAGCAUCACUGCUUUCCCACAAGAGUCCUUGUUCAGGAUUCUGGCUGUGCUGUUCUCCUCCUUUUCGCUCUGUUCUUCUCUAAUUCAUCUGUGCUCAAGAAACUACACAAAAAGCGCUGUGUUGUGUGCUUAUUGCAGUUGAUAUUAAAUGAUAUCCCACAGUGAUAUCAUCACAUUGAGAUUGUGUGAGUGUGCAGCUUGGACCUGGCAGCAGCAGCAGCAGCAGAUAAUGAAAUCAGAAGUGGUACACUGAAUAGUAAACACCCAUCUCAUUAGUCCAACACAAAGAGAGAGGAAGAGUGAGGGAUGUGGUUGACUCUUUUUUACAGUUGCACCGGUGGAGCAGCUCUCCUGUAUGUUCUGUACAGAUGGGUGAUCCCCACCGCUGUGCAGUAUCAUGCUGGACUGGCUCUGAUUUGGCAUGAUGUCAUAGUGGAGCGGAUGCUGGACACGCUGACCCAGUCUACACGUCCACAGCGGCUCCUGGGUGCAGUACAGAAGAACGCCACUAGAGGAGACCCUCGCAGCGUGGUCCAAGCCAUCGAUCAGUUCUGCAGACAUAAGGAGUGGGCCAUGAAUGUGGGGGAUGAGAAAGGCUGCAUUCUUGACUCAGUGGUGUCUGAGAUAAACCCAGCCACUGUGUUGGAGCUGGGAACCUACUGUGGCUACUCCACGGUGCGGAUCGCCAGCCUGCUUCCCCCUCAUGCCAAGCUCAUCACACUUGAAUUUAACCCAGACUUUGCUGCUAUUGCUCGUCAAGUCAUUUCUUGGGCAGGCCUAGAGGACAAGGUGCAGUUAGUUGAAGGAUCUUCUGGUGACUUGAUCCCAAAAAUGAAGGAGCAGUUUGGAGUGAAAACAUUUGAUUUGGUUUUCCUGGAUCACUGGAAGGAUCGCUACCUUCCCGACACAAAGUUGAUAGAGGAGUGUGGCCUCCUCAGGAAAGGGAGCAUCCUGCUGGCUGACAACGUCAUCUGCCCUGGAGCUCCUGAGUACCUGGAGUACAUCCGUAGCAGCCCGCAAUAUGAGAGCCAGUACUUCAAAUCUCACCUGGAGUACACCAAAGUGGAGGAUGGCUUGGAGAAGUCUGUAUUCUUAGGGUAGUUUUUAACAAAAAGGUGUCAUGUAUUACACAGGUACUAGUAAAUCAGUAGACCUUCAUUGUCUUGGGUUGACUGUGCAGGCUUGCCUGAUGUCAUGGGCAAGAGGCAAAUCUGUUUUUCUAAUAUGUCAUUGAAUGUGUUAACUUGGAAUUAAAAGUAAAGGAAAAACAA